Molecule: messenger RNA, 2819 nt
Organism: Blepharisma stoltei
Lineage: Eukaryota; Ciliophora; Heterotrichea; Heterotrichida; Blepharismidae
Source: the annotation of a GenBank genome assembly
AUGUCAGAUACAAGACUUCCUCAGCACAUCAAGCCUACUUAUUAUGCUAUCUCAUUAGACUAGUACUUUUUAACUAGCUUUAUGAGAGAGCAAUACUAUACUGGAACAGAAACAGUCACCAUUCUUAUAGAAGCUCCAUCAAAAAUAUUUUGCAUGCAUUCAGACAGCCCUUUAGUUAUUACAGAUAUUGCUAUAGUCUAUCCAAUGAAGUCUGGUUUAUCGUAUUUCCCAACAAAUAAUGAUAAAAUGUGCAUUGAACUCCCUACAGAGAUUGAAGGUGAAAUUAAAAUUAAAAUUGAUUUUGAAGUCAAGAUGGAUUUCGUGAUAAAAGGAAGCUACGUAUGCUCAAGCACAAAUAGAACUCUUAUGGCUACUACUCAUUUCGAGCCUAUCUAUGCCAGAAAAGCUUUUCCAUGCUUUGAUGAGCCAAUAAUGAAAGCCAGAUUUCAAUUAAACGUCACAGCAGAUGAUGAUUUUUUUGUAAUUUCUAAUAUGAACUAUACAGAAAAAAAUGCUUUAGGUAGCAAAACAGCUUAUAAAUUCGAAGAAACACCAUUGAUGUCUUGCUACCUCUUGCAUUGGACUAUAUGCAAGCACAACCAAAUAUCUAUUGUUGCUGACUGUGGGGUAAAAAUUAGUUUAUAUGCCGAAAACAUUGAUUUUUCGCACGAUUUUCUUGAGCUUGCCAAAUCUUCCCUUGAUUUUUACAAUAAUUAUUUUGGGAUUUCAUACCCGCUACAGAAACUUGACCUUAUUUCAGUUUUCAGUAAUUUUAAUAUAGAACUAAAAUAUCGAGCUAUGGAAAACUGGGGAUCUAUAACAUUUGCAGAUUAUUGUAUAGAAAGACUCCCAAAUGAAGACCUUCAGCUUUUCCCAAGAAACUGCCGUACUCUUUGUCAUGAAAUAUCCCACAUGUGAUUUGGGAACCUCGUUACUAUGGAAUGAUGGACACAUUUGUGGUUAAAUGAAGGGUUUGCGAGAUUUAUUGAAUAUAAAUGUCUGAAUAGUUUGAAGCCAAAAUUUAAAAUUUGACUGAAAUUUCUUAUAGAUGUAUGGAAUAUUGCUAUGCUUAAGGACGUACAGAAAAAUACCCACUCAAUUGAAGUGGAGUGCGAUGAUCCGAAUAGAAUUGAAGAAAUCUUUGAUGCAAUUAGCUAUGCAAAAGGAGCUUCUGUACUAAGGAUGCUAGAAGAUUUUAUAGGAGAAGAACAAUUUUUAAAUGGGAUUAGGAAGUAUUUAAAUGUGUAUAAAUGGAAAAAUACGACAACAGACAUGCUUUGGGAUGUUUUAGCUGAAUUUUCUUUUCCAGAACUCGGAGAAAUAAUGCAAUGCUGGACGAGACAAGCAGGGUUUCCUCUGAUUACAGUAAAAAAAAUUGAUGAUUUAGAGUAUAAAUUAACUCAAUAUUCUUCUUUAGCCCAAAAUAGUCCUCUUUUGUGGCAUGUUCCUAUUAAGUUUAUUACAGACGACCUGAGUGUUCACUAUGUGCUAUUCAAAGAUAAGUCUGCAAAUAUUAAAUUAGAAAAGCCAAGUAAAUGGAUAAAGCUAAAUUUCAAAACCAUGGGUUUCUAUCGGUCAAUUUACUCUGACGAAAUAUUUGAUGAAAUAAUAAAAUCAAUAAAACUCUUAAGUGCUGAAGAUAGAUAUGGACUUUUGAGUGAUUGCAUUCAGGUUUAUACGUCAACUAAAUCUAGAUUUGCUUGCUUACUCCUCCUUCCGUGAGUGAACAAAACCAUUGGAAAAAUCUUUAUAUUUUUGGGUAAAAACCCAUCUUCUGUGAUUGAACAAAAAUAUUUUUAAUAGAAAAAUUUUUGAUAUAUAUUAUUAGUAUAAUGAAAUCUCGAGCUAAUUUUGCUUAAUUUUAAUAGCUUGCACUUUAAAACAUAAAUUUUGCAAAUUAAAUAAAUAUUUGCUUUCAAAAUUUUGCGAAUUGGGAUUUUUUAAAUUUUGUAAAAAACAAAAUUAACCCUUCUAUAAUCAAACAAAAAUUUUUAUUCACUCACGGAGGGGUGAAGUUAGCAGAUUUAAUUGUUUCUAUGAUUCCAGAAUAUGAAUAUAUUAUUAUCAAAUAUACCAGUGAAGUAACUAAACUUUUAUGGGAGAAUAAAUAUUUAAAACAAAUCUCACAUAAACUGUCUCAAUUUUUUACCCGGAUAUAUAGACCUUUUUGGGAUGAAUAUAAAUUAGAUCGGAUAGAAGAUUAUUAUGAUUUUGGAUCAGCGAGGCUUAUUUGCUAUACAAAUUUAGUUGAAAAAUGUAAAGAUAGAGAAGUUGCGUGGAAUUUAAUAGAAGCAAAAGAAAAUGGAAGCUUAAGUGCUGAGCUAGAGCCAUGCUAUUUUUAUAGUAAACUUUUAUGUGCUUCUAAUGAAGAGCUUUAUAAUUUAUCGGUAGAGAACAUAAUUUUUGCAUGUUUUAUAAUAGAAAAUAGUGAAGAUUCAGAACUAAUCAAAGACGUAUUGCAUUUUUAUAGGCUUUUUGAUACUCCAGAAGCUUUGAUAAUUAAAAAAAUCAUUUAUGAUAGCAAAGAGUCAUUAAACUCAACAUUUUUAUUGUCAGCGAUGAUAAAAGAAAUUCAGAUAGCUCAGGAAACUAUUUAUAUCAACACUCUUGCAACUUUAAUUGAGCAUUUUAUAACAAAUUAUUGGCGCUUUGAUGGAACUUUCAUUAAACAAGAACUUGAAGAUGCCUCUGACGAUUUAUGUGAAACAAAACCAGCCAUUUCAAACUUUCUUUGCUCCAUGGCUGAAUCUGUCGAGAUAACAGAAGAAUUUUCUCCAAGUCCCACAUAUAAUGAAAUUCUUCUAUAUUUCGCUAACUAA